AUAAUUAACUUCAUCAAAUCAAAACAAAACAAUACAAAACAAAUUGUACCUUCUUUGUUUCUUCCGUCCUAGUAGAACCAGAACUAGAACUAGAACUAGAACCAUGUCGUCCAGGGUAACCGUUUUCUCAAAACUCACGGCGGUUUCCAGCAAACCAGUCCGGUCAGGUAUGACCCAUACCUUGUCGGCAAUGGACCAUGCCAUGGGUUUCCACUCACUUCACAUCGUGUUCUACUACGAGAACGAGGACAACUUGCUGGAGUCGUUUGAACUGGACUCGUUGAGGGAGUCACUGUGUGAGGUUCUCACGGAGUACCCGACGAUGACCGGUCGGUUGGCUCGAGAUGGAGAUGGGAACUGGGAAGUGAGGUGCAAUGAUGCUGGUGUUCGGGUCAUCAAGGCCAAUGUGGAUACUACUCUUAGUGAGUGGUUACAAUCUGCGUCGGCUUCGGAGCAGGCGCGACUAAUCGCUUGGGAUCAUAUGCCCGAUGAUCCCAGCACUUGGUCGCCCUUUCGAAUUCAGAUAAACAGCUUCAAAGAUGGAGGUCUUGCAAUAGGACUAAGCUGUAACCACAUGCUUGCUGAUCUAACCUGCGCAGCAUCAUUCUUCAAUUCAUGGACUGAAACUCACCGGCAAAAACCCAUCACUCACCCUCCUUUCUUCAAUCCACUUCCAAAGCCUCACACAAAUUCUCCAGCAGCAACAACAACCAUGUCACCCCCACAAGCACAAACACAAACACCCUCUUCAACAAACAUGGCCUCAACCACUUUUAAGUUUUCCAGUUCAAUAAUCAAACAAUGCCUCUUCAAUAUCCAUGAAACAUGUCCCAAUGCCACCCCAUUUGACUUCCUUUCGGCUCUAUUUUGGACUCGUAUUGCUCGCUUGAAGCCUCCGAAAAACCAUGAUCAAUCUCAUUAUUCUCUAUCGAUUUGCACAGACUUCAGGAAGCUCCUGAAGCCAUCCCUUCCUAUAGGAUACUUCGGUAACGCGUUACAUUUUUCCACACUUUCUGUUGAAGACAUGGAGAGUGGUGACUUAGGAGACAUAGCUAGUGCAGUACAUAGUCACUUGGCAGGGCUAGCAGAGGAAGAAAUCUGGUCUUCCAUAGAACGGUUCGAGACGCAAAAGGAAUCAGGAGGGAAGUUUAGAUCGCCUAGUUGCAUGUAUGGGCCUGAGUUAACUUGUGUUUCCAUGGAACACAUGGUGGAGGCAGAGUCGUCGUUGCUGUAUGCAGCAAUGUUUAGCAAUAAUGAGAAGCCAGUUCAUGUUUCUUGUCACAUGGGGAAGGUGGAGGGUGAAGGUUUGAUCAUGGUGAUGCCUUCCUCAGAAGGAGGGCUUGCAAGAACGGUGAAGGUGAUGCUUCCGGAGGAAGAACUUGCUGAACUAAGCAAGGAUGAAGCGAUAUUGCAGCUGGAGCCAACUGUGAUCCUUGCUGGUUGUGGGGCAGAACAUUGAUUGUUGGUUGAAUUGAUCUGUGGAGAAAUUAAAUUUUGGUGUCUUGUUUGACUCUCUCUGAUCUAUGAUGUUCAUGCCAGCUAUUUGAUGGUGAUUUCUGACCAGAAGAAGAGUAUAAUGCUUCCUACAAGUUGCUGAAAUUGAAAGGAUCACAAUGCAAGGUAACACUGUGAUGAGAUUGAUUAAUUUUCAAACAGAUGGUGAAAAUUGUGUAGGUGUGGGAUAAAAUAUCUGUACCUAUAGUUUUAAGCACCAUAUGUGUACUACUGCAUACUGGAGUGGUUUUUUUAAUGUGGAGUUUCGUUUUAUUUAUUAUUUUUUAUAAAUAAAAUCAUUUAUUUAAAUUGCA
Lotus japonicus is the source of this 1808-nucleotide messenger RNA. Its product is annotated as hydroxycinnamoyltransferase-like. Lineage: Eukaryota; Viridiplantae; Streptophyta; Magnoliopsida; Fabales; Fabaceae. The coding region runs from base 104 to 1459 and encodes 451 amino acids. The transcript is spliced from 2 exons. The record is from RefSeq and is a predicted model, not a curated record. Gene Ontology annotation, molecular function: acyltransferase activity, transferring groups other than amino-acyl groups.